AUUUGGCGUGUGAUUUUUUUUUCUUUUCUAAUUUAUUUUGAUCCUUCAUCGAAGGCUGCUAAUUUAGCAUCUGCCAAAAAAUAGCCCGGAUGUAUAUUCCGAUAUAUCUAGCUCAAUCUGAGGCGCUCCAGCGCUAUGCACAAGUAACAGAGGAAUACACGGACGAGGUAAACCAUGCUCUUGUCAAUAUUUCCUCUAUCACCAAAAAAGUACUUUCUUCAAUACAGCGACGCUCAAACUCUGGAACCAAUACCAACCUUGUAAUCGGCCUUGUUGUCGGCUUCACCCUUGCCGCAUUCACCAUCGGCGUCUGCGUUUUCCUCUGCUUCUACGGCGAUUCCCUCAAGUUCUACAAAAGGAAGCAAAGACAUAGACGCCGAUCCAGUAGUAGUAAAGGAUUAAGGCAUUCGAAACACUCGAAAGAGGUCGAGCAUACCGCGGGUGCACCUGAAGGUGAAAGGGGGGAGGCGUGAUAUGUUGAUAUUGCAUUGGGAUACGGCGUUGGGACCUUUUGGAAUGAGAGAUUAAACAAUUUACUAUUAAUGGCGUCUAAAAUUUUCUUUAUCUGUAUUUCUUUGACGUAUAACGUUGAUGGAUUGGAUAGAUUGCUUAUUAAGUACUCGAAUGAUUUUGGAUAACAGAGCGAAUAAUAUUGAUUCUCUGCUUCUC
Molecule: messenger RNA, 669 nt
Organism: Trichoderma asperellum CBS 433.97
Lineage: Eukaryota; Fungi; Ascomycota; Sordariomycetes; Hypocreales; Hypocreaceae
Source: RefSeq, a predicted model, not a curated record